GAGCCGCCGGAGCUGCCAGCUCGAAUGCAGGCCGGCUCAUGCAAGUUCUUGAGAUGAUGGCAGGGGUCAUGCGUGACCAGCAGACUGCCGCGGCUGCUCGUGCAGACAGCAAGGAGCCUAUUCGUGCAAAGGACAUUGCCAAGGUGGUGAAGGGUCCUGAGCCUUUCACUCCUACCACGCGAGAUGCCGAGUUAGCCCAGUGGGGAAACUGGUCCUGGGAGCUUGAGCAAUGGUUAGCUUGCAUUGAUGAAGGCUUCACUGCAAAUAUCAAGGAACUUCGCAGCCGAAUAGGUGACUCCGUGGACAUGGCCUCCCUGGGGAAGGAGGACGCCGACAGGAGUCGGUUGUUGUACACCAUUCUUGCAAGCCUUUUGAACGAGAAGAACAAGCGUAUGCUGCGGUCAAUUCCUCUGCAGAAUGGCUUUGAAGGUUAUCGCCGACUUAUCCAGGAGCUGACCCCUUCCAGCAGAGGCCGCAUUCUGGCUUUGGUUCAGGCCCUGCACAGCUGGCCGCCUUUUGAUUCGAAACUGAGCCUCAUGCCCCAGCUCGCCAAGUUCGAGGCCGCAGUCAUGGAGUAUGAACAAUUGAGCGGCACCACCUUCAAUAAUGAUCAACAACUUGCAGCUGUGUUGCGGUGUUUGUCUGGACAGCUCAAGACUCAGGCGACAGUGCUGAUCAGCGACCCGUCGCAAUAUUCCGACCUGAGGUCGCUUAUUGAAAGGUGGGAUGCGAGCCAGACGCGUUGGUCCGCGUCGAUCGCCUCCUCUUAUGGCAUUGCUUCUUCGAGCUCAGACAAGCCGCAGCCCAUGGAGGUUGACAGGUUGGCGAAAGGCAAGCCUAAAGGCAAGGAUCCAGGCGGCAAAGGUGCUAAGGGCCCCAAAGGCAAGUAUGGUAAAGGCAAGGAUGCAGGCCACAAAGGUAAGGGCAAGGGAUCCGGUAAGGUGCAAAGUGUUUCGGACAGUGCCGUCCAGCCGCAUCAGCAUCAGCCCCAGCAGGCGACUACCUACGGAUCCAACUAUAGCACUGCCUCCGGCGCCGCAAGCCAAGCGUCCCGAGCCGUGAACCGCGUGCAAGCUCUGUUUGACAUUUCAGACCUUGACUUUGCAGAUGAGCCCAAUGAGAUUCGUAUGAUGACCCUGCGCCACUCCUUCGAGGAGUUUCGACUUGACGAUACAGAUGAUGAUGAGCAGGACGCUUGCGCCAGGUGUUUCCUUCAAUGA
Messenger RNA from Symbiodinium necroappetens, 1220 nucleotides. NCBI's taxonomy places the organism in Eukaryota, Dinophyceae, Suessiales, Symbiodiniaceae. The record is from the annotation of a GenBank genome assembly.